UCUUGAGAACGGUUGCGUUGGCUACUGCUUCGCGGAUUCGGAGUAUCCAAGCUCCUCACUUCUAUGCUCACGAAUAUGUGAACAGAAGGUGGAAGACCUCCCCAUUUUGGCACGCUAUUGAAGCUCGUCUUGGUUGAAUUUUCCAUCUGCGGCCUCAAUGAUGCUCUUGGCCUCGACUUCCCCCGCAUAUAUAAGGCAGUCCGCCACGAACUAGAUGCAUUACAACUGCCUCACUCCUUACAUCCUUUCUCUCAGUUUCCUUAGCGCGCUAGACGCCUUUUCUCUCUCUCUAAUCUGCAGGACAGAAUGCCGAAGCUCACUCGACAGAAGUCAGUUGACCGUUCUACGGCGAACCCACACGUAGGCCGUCGGGUCCCCGUGCGUCGUUGUUCAAUCUACCAGCGAGUCCCGCUCUCGCAAGCCUUGGCGCAGGACGCCGAGCCAGUGUCGGCGCGUGUCUCGCCCGUGCAAAGAGCCCGGGCAGAAUUGAAAGACUACGAACACACGCCGUCGACAUGCCACAUUGCACAACUACCUCCCGAGCUACUAUCCGCCAUCUUCAUGAUGUGCGGCGAUCCGAAUAUUUUGAUGGGAUUCCCUCGGGAAGACGUCGCCGGAUACGCCUUUACCCACGAGAAAGGUCUGUCCUACGCCAGGUCAGCUAUCAUUCUCGGGCACGUUUGCCAGAGAUGGUACGCCAUCACCCGAGGAGACCCUCGUCUUUGGACGCUCGUCGACAUCGCCGCACCCAAGAGGAGCGACCUAUUCGUGCUCGACUUUUGCCUGCAACACUCCGGCUCGCUUCCGCUCUCCCUUGAGCUUGACUUGCUCGACCGUCCAAACGGUCUCCUUCGCAAGAAACUGGACACUGAAGGCGUCCUCGUGCCCUUGAUGCGCAUCGUGGCGAUGAACGCGCGUCGCUGGGAGAGCAUCUCGAUGAUCAUAGCGACUGAGCAUGGACUGAUUGCUCCCUUGCUCAGCGUUUUCCCCGGAGGGUUCUCCUCGCUUCGGCGCGCGUCCGUCGAGGCGUACCCUGUCGGCUCAUUUCUGGGUGAUCCCAUCGUGAUGCUGCACGAAUUGUUCUACACGUCGCCUCACUUACAGGCGAUCAAUUGGUGGACGAAUCCUUCCGUGCUGGCCGCUAGCCAGUGCCGCAUGGAGAACCUGUCGCAGAUUGGCGUCCAUCUGGAACACAACGCAACGGAGGUUCUCACAGUCCUCGAGCGCUGCACGCGGCUGCAGGUCUUGAGCGCCCGGUUUGACGAUGUCAGCGGCUCAACCCCUCGCCUCCGUACGCGCAAAGUCGUGCACGCUCCUCAUCUGCACACCCUGAUGUUAGGAUCUGAGAAAUAUGACUUUGGCUGGAUGUACGACCACCUCGAGCUUCCUGGACUGAGGCGGCUCGAUGUCACGCCUCUAACCUUCCAUGGGAAGGACAUCGAGCGCAUGCUGACGCGGUCCGGCGCCCAGCUGCAGAUGCUCAACUGGGUGCAUCCGAAGAUCGGGCAUCUGGAGGACACCAUUGGGCUACUUCACAGUCCGCCGUUGAACUCGCUGCGGGUUUUCCGAUACCUGGCAAAUCGGAACCGCAGGGAUGAGGAGGCGUUUGCGGCGGUAGCGCAGGUCGUUCCACCGCAUGUACGAGUAUAUACAGAGUGCUGUUACGAGGCAGAGGCUGCCUUUAGACAGCUACAUAUCAGGAAAUUCACGUCGCUCGGACCAUUCGACGGCACAUGCAAGCUGGCGCUACCUUCCCUUUCUUCUGUCGGUCCGCAGGACUCGAUUCGCUUCCGCCCAUCCUUCGAGGCGCCCACAUUCCGUGAGAUUGCGGCCACCCGGUACAGGUCAACGCAGCUUUUCUCGCCGGCAGCGAAUGCCCAGAAUACGACACCCUCCUCUCCGGUUGGCCAGGCGUCAAGGAUUCAAACUCGCACUACGCCGAUCGAUGUCCGGCGACGAGGCAUAUUCGGGCGAAUCUUCAGCAGCAUCCCCUUACGCCGCAAUCUCACGCGUUCCCAUCCCACUCACGACACCACGAAUGCUCCUGCGAAUAACGACCCUACGCUUGAUGAAAUAAGACAGCCUCCCAACGUCGUUCUCGACCAGAUUCUGCAUGCGAUCGAGCAACAGACACGUGUGCAGGAUCAAGGACUGAAUCGUCUCACGGAGGCUAUCAUACAGGCCAGCUCAUAUCCCUCUGACGACGACGACGAUCCCAAUUCACCUGCUGCGCCUGGUUCCACCGAGGAGGCUGAUGUCGAUGGACCCAACGACGACGCUCAGUUCAGUGACACCUCUUACGGUCGACCUGCUCCUCCGACUCUCCGUGCGUCGACUCGAGAGCCACCGGCCACAUCUGGUGCGGAACCAUCUAGCACGGCUGGCGCGCCCGGCCGUGCAAGUGCUUCGCAGGCAGGCCCGUCGAAUCACACGGCCCAGUCCAGCCUUAACUCGGGCGGUGGCGGCUCUCACGCGCCGGCCCCCCUUCUUGGCUGCACGGCGCAGAGUUCUGGGGCCCUUGACGAUCCCAGGAGCCCGCAUCUUUCGCGUGGCUACACUGCCGGUGGUAACGUGAAUCCUCGUCUUGAGAGCAAACGUCGCAAGCGUCGGACCUUCAUCGGGUACUCCGCUUCCUUGCCUAAAGACGGCGCAUUCCAUGGCAACAGGCUCAGCGUCUACGUCGGGACGAAGGAUGAGUUGCGUAAGCUCUUUCGUGACGAAGAUAUACGGCCUUUCUGGGACGGCCUCGGCCUGCUACUCCCAUUCUGCGAGGGUUACGCGCAUGAAUUAACUCAGCUUCACAUAUAUAUUUUUCAGCCAUGCUUGAACGAGGACCUCACAUACAAGCAAGAUAUGCUGGUACCCGUCCUGGAUGCUUUGCGCCCCCGACUCCCCAACUUCCUCUCUGUGACCAUAUCCUUUUCGUGCGGGGAUCAGGUAUCGCAGGAUCUCGGGUCUCUCACGCAGACUAUUCGCGCGGCGUUCUUCGCCCUGCGUCACCUUCGCUUGGAGGGCUUCGCUAAACUGCCGCGGCUGUUUCUCUUCCCGGUCGAGGACCUCCGGGUUCUAGAGAUUCUAAGUCAGACAGCGGUGGCAGAAGUGGACAUGAUUCAACUCAUGGUAUGGUGCAAGCAAUUGGACUUCUUCCAAGUGCACAGCUUCGGCAACCCUGCCUCCGAGCGCACGUACUUUGCUCCAGAUCCCAAUCCGAGUGUUGCUUAUCCGCAUGUCAUGCACUUCGUACACGAUCAUCUCAGUGAUCUGUUCAUCCAAAAUAUUCCUAACGACCGUAUCGUCCACCUCACGGUCACAGACACGGCCGAGUACAGGCAGAAGGAGCUUUUAUUUGGCGGCAAUACGUUCUGGUCGUUGAAAUGUGAUGACUCGAACUGA
Molecule: messenger RNA, 3393 nt
Organism: Schizophyllum commune H4-8
Lineage: Eukaryota; Fungi; Basidiomycota; Agaricomycetes; Agaricales; Schizophyllaceae
Exons: 8
Coding region: 307-3393 (1028 amino acids)
Source: RefSeq, a predicted model, not a curated record